Nezara viridula (southern green stink bug) is the source of this 591-nucleotide messenger RNA. The record is from the annotation of a GenBank genome assembly. NCBI's taxonomy places the organism in Eukaryota, Metazoa, Arthropoda, Insecta, Hemiptera, Pentatomidae.
AUGAAAGAAUUAAACGAUUUGUUGGUGAAUGAUAAUGUAGAUGUGUCACUUACGUCGCCUGCGGAUUACUCCUUCAGGAAGAUCAAGUCUCUUUAUAUGGCUGAUAGAGCACGACCACGGAGUAUGAGAAUUGGAAAGGAAGUGAUUCGAGGUCCAAAUGAUAAAAUAGUAUCUAAUUCACUUUGGUUAAAUCACAAUAACUUGGAAAGUUUCAACGGUGUAGUAGCUUUUUGCAACAAGAUAUUUGAAGCACCUAGUAAAAUCAAGUGGCUCGAUUUGUCUUACAAUGCAAUCGAAGAUAUAUCAGAUGAAAUUUUGAAAUUCAAAGAGCUCCAAAUUCUAUACUUACACGGCAACUGCAUCGACAACAUGCUGGAUAUCUUAAAAUUAAAAUCAUUGAAAAACUUAAAGACGUUGACACUGCACGGUUGCCCCAUCGAGACCGUCCCAUUUUAUCGACAGAAAAUGGUGUACUUAUUGCCACAGGUCAAGAAUCUAGAUUUCGUCACCAUCACCCCAAGAGAAGCCGUUGCACCGGCCCCUCCGGGCGCAAGGGAGCUCCUGAAGGUUUACGAAGGAGAAGAGAAAUAG